CUAUCACAAAGUUUCGGCUUUUUCGAAAGUCAAACACAACCAAAGCCACUUUCCCUUCGGUGUUAAAUCCCAGUUUGCUGAUCGUCCUCCCUCCUCGACCAAUCCCGAGUUCAAUUCAUCCAGAUGGGUCUCAGCGAUUGGGGCAAGUACUUGGAGGAGGAGUCUUACCCAGUUCCCAGAGACUUCUUGGUUCUUCCCUUGUUUGUUCUCCUCUUCCCUUCUCUUAGGCUCGUCCUUGACGUUUUCGUAUUUGAGAGAUUAGCGAGAUGUCUUAUGUCUGGAAAGGAACAGAAGAAAGUCGAGACACAUGAAGAGCAGAGAAAAGUUAAUAAAUUUAAAGAGUCGGCAUGGAAGUGCCUAUACUUUUUUUCUGCUGAGGCUUUGGCCCUUUCCAUAACAUACAAUGAGCCUUGGUUCUCAAACACAAAACACUUUUGGGUCGGGCCUGGCGAUCAGGUUUGGCCUGAGCAGAAAACUAAAUUAAAAUUGAAGGCACUCUACAUGUUUUCUGCUGGGUUUUACAUGUACUCCAGCUUUGCUUUGGUGUUUUGGGAAACAAGGCGUUCUGACUUUUGGGCAUCUAUGGCUCAUCAUAUAGCAACAACAAUAUUGAUUGUGUUUUCUUACAUGGCGAGGUUUUGCCGAGUUGGCUCAAUCAUUUUAGCCCUUCAUGAAGGAUGUGAUGUGUUUUUAGAAAUAGCAAAAAUGUCAAAAUAUUGUGGCUUUGAACUAAUUGCCAGCGUCUCCUUUGUUAUGUUUGUUCUAUCUUGGACAAUUCUACGUCUUAUCUACUUCCCCUUCUGGAUAAUUUGGAGUACCAGCUAUGAAUCCCUUUUGAACUUGGACAAGGAAAAGCACAUGGUGGAUGGAUCUAUAUACUAUUACUUGUUUAAUACUCUUCUAAUUUGCUUGCUCAUUCUUCAUAUCUAUUGGUGGAAGUUGAUGGCCUGGAUGCUCAUAAAGCAAAUCCGCUCAUGGGGGAAACUUGAUGAUGAUGUUCGAUCUGAUUCUGAAGAUGAUGAUGAUGAGCAUGAUGAUUGACAAUACGAAGAUGGUUUUAAACGUGAGGGACCUUUGUAUCUCAAGGUUAUAUUGAAAGAAUAAUCACCACGGUUUCUAGCCUUUUAGCCAAUCUAUAUGGUGUUUAAUUUCGUUCUCCAUGCAGAUUGAAUAUUAUACAGCAAGUGAAUCUGUAUAUUCAGAUAUCAUACAUACAGGUUAGGUUUGUUCCAAGACUUGUCCUUAU
Messenger RNA from Fragaria vesca subsp. vesca, 1246 nucleotides. Its product is annotated as LAG1 longevity assurance homolog 3-like. The record is from RefSeq and is a predicted model, not a curated record. Lineage: Eukaryota; Viridiplantae; Streptophyta; Magnoliopsida; Rosales; Rosaceae. The transcript is spliced from 6 exons. Gene Ontology annotation, molecular function: sphingosine N-acyltransferase activity. Gene Ontology annotation, biological process: ceramide biosynthetic process. The coding region runs from base 124 to 1041 and encodes 305 amino acids. Gene Ontology annotation, cellular component: membrane; endoplasmic reticulum.